AAGUUUGACAUCUCCUGCAGCUGGUCGGAGUUGAGCUCCUCAGCUGCCAUGGAGCUUCGGAAGAGUUCGGGAUCUGUACUGAUUGGAUUUUAUCUGUGGGCGAUGUUCUGCUGUGAAGGUUGUCAUGGUGGUGUGUAUCAGAGGAAGCUGUACCACGACCUCAUGGUCAACUACAGUCGGCUGGAGAGACCGGUCCAGAAUGACUCGGCACCCAUCGUGGUGGAGCUCGGCUUCACACUGCUACAAAUUAUUGAUGUGGAUGAAAAGAACCAAGUGUUGAUCACAAACGCCUGGCUGCAGCUGCACUGGACAGAUACGUACCUUUCCUGGAACCCAGAGCAAUAUCCUGGCGUUCAGAACCUUCGCUUCCCUUCUGAUCUGAUAUGGGUCCCAGAUAUUCUCCUUUACAACAGUGCUGAUGAGAGGUUUGAUGCUACGUUCCAUACAAACGUGUUGGUCAAUGCCUCAGGAUCGUGCCAGUACAUCCCACCAGGCAUCUUGAAAAGUACCUGCUACAUCGAUGUACGAUGGUUCCCGUUUGACAUGCAGAAGUGUGACCUCAAGUUUGGCUCCUGGACUCACAAUGGUUGGCUGCUGGACCUCCAGAUGAUGGACGUGGACAUCUCUACCUACAUACCUAAUGGAGAGUGGGACCUAGUAGGUGUGCCAGCCAAGCGUAAUGAGCUGUAUUACGAGUGCUGUAAAGAACCCUACCCCGAUGUGACCUUCACCGUCACCAUGCGUCGCAGGACACUUUACUAUGGCCUCAACCUGCUCAUCCCCUGCGUCCUCAUAUCUGGUCUGGCCCUGCUCGUCUUCCUCCUCCCCGCUGACUCCGGAGAGAAGAUCUCACUCGGUAUCACUGUGCUGCUGUCUCUAACAGUAUUCAUGUUACUGGUAGCAGAGAUCAUGCCUGCCACUUCAGACUCUGUGCCCCUGAUUGCUCAGUACUUCGCCAGCACCAUGAUGAUCGUAGGCUUGUCUGUGGUGGUAACAGUGCUGGUCCUACAGUUCCACCACCAUGACCCACAUGGAGGAAAGAUGCCUAAAUGGGUUCGAGUCAUUCUGCUCAACUGGUGCGCUUGGUUCCUCCGCAUGAAGAAGCCUGGAGAGGAAAUCAAAAGAGUCGUGAGCUCCAGUAGCACCCCUAACUACAAAUACUCCCACCCUUCACCUCACCACACCAGCACCAGCAGCAUCCAAAUGAGUGCCAUACCAGGCCAGGCAUCCACUCAGUCAACCACCACCAAUGGGAACAUGAACCUGUACUUUGGCUAUCACUCAAUGGGCACAGACAACCCAGCUUUCCCAUCCUGCACUGACUCAGGCGUGGUGAUGUGCGGCGGAGGCGGCCACCAUAACAGCUCGUCCCCGCACGACAUCCACUCAGAGCAGACGCGGACUUUGCUUCUGGAGCAGUUGCCGGAAAUUUCCCAGAUCCUGGAGGAAGUGCAGUACAUUGCGAGGCGCUUCCGAGAGCAGGACGAGGAGGAGGCGAUCUGCAGCGAGUGGAAGUUUGCGGCGGCGGUGGUGGAUAGGUUAUGCCUGGUGGCCUUCUCGCUCUUCUCCAUCAUCUGCACUUUCACCAUUCUCAUGUCGGCCCCCAAUUUCAUAGAGGCGGUUUCCAAAGACUUCACAUAAAGCGGACGCCACUUUGCUCUGAGAGGAGAACGAGACGCAGCGCUAGGAAUCCUGACACGACUAAAACUGUGCCACACACACACAACACAUGCCUCUCUGCAUCGGCAAUGUGAGGUAGCACAAGAUACAGUUAUUUUAGAUGUUGUUACAAGUCACAGUUAAUUCACAUAUUGGUCAAUAUAUCUGGGUGUAGUGGAGUAAUACUGUUUUCCAUUUCAGGGUAGGUAACACCUGUGCUAUAUGAGGCUACAGACAGUGGUUUAUAAUGCAGGAACUCAUGCUACUGCACUUUUCAUCUGUAUUCCUGCUGCAGCCCGUCAUUUACCUCCCACCACUUGAGCAUAUGUCUCAUUCAGUACAACACACUGUUCUCGCUUCUGUCCAGCUUAUUCUUUACUCUUCACAUUUUUCACUUCCUGUCCUCGUUGUAGACCAGUAUCAGGCCUGUGUUCUAGCAAUGAUAGUAUUUUAUAUGACGUAAAUACAUCUCCAGCUUACUCAUUCAGGUGGCAGUGAGAUGAUAUCUUUGCAAUGAGUUGGUGGAUUUCGCUACCGACAUGUUCACUUGCAGCACUGUAUAUUGCACUUUUCUUCUAAAUGGAGCAAAACGUGGUGACUAUUUUUAUUUUCUACACUCAAGGUGAUGUAUUUAAAUCAUUGUAUUCAACAGUCCCCAAUAUUGUGUCUCAUUAUUGUAAAAAAAACCAAUUCAAAUUCCAUGCAAACAUCAAUGUGAUCACUGUCUUUUUCACAUUUCUCACCCCUUUCUUGUUCCUUCCUCUUUUCUGCUUCCCAUCUACUUCAGAUCCAGGUUCUGUUUCUAUAAAGACAUGAAAAGUCAAAUUAACGGUGACAUACUAUCACACAUAUAGAGUUGUCUUUCUCAGUAGGGAUCUCCCAGUGGUUUUAUUUGCAUCUCCAUCCUUUGAGCUCAACACUAUACAGUGUUAGUGUGGCUACUUAAUUUUUUACACUCAUUCACAAUGCAUCUAUGCUUUGAUGGUGAUGUGUGUGUUUGUGAAUAAUGUGCUGCUGUUUUCUGAGAUAGAUUUACAAAGGAAACAGAGGAUUGAAGCUGAUAUAUUUGUUCUUGUGACAGAUUUUUUUAAGUAUUCUCAAAGGACAUAACCGCAGUGGAGAUGCCUUUGGUACUAAUCAUUUGUUGUGUCGCGUGCUUUGUGAUUUUCCUCGUUAAUACUCGGUGAAAGGCAAACAUUUUCCUCUCUAAUCUCUAGUAACAACAUGCAUCGAGGAUUACUGGGUGAUGUUAUGUAACAGAUUUGCGUCCUCGUCUCUCUUCACUGCCCAAGUCUCCUCUCUGAUCCUCUGCACUGAGACACAAGUGAAUUGCCACAAGUAAUUGAACUUACUUUUUUUGACUUAUAGCCAAUUCAAGCGAAUACGAAUGGGAGAAAUCAGGGAAGAUUAAAAGCAGCAAUGUUUGGUGUACUGUAAGACUGCCACAGGAACAGCCAGUUGAAUUGUGGUUACAUUUAAAUAAAUGGGUCGAGUAAAGACAGACAGUAAUUUCAUGCCACUUAAUGACUGCAACACUGUGACGCAUUUUCAGAACAUAGCCACUCCUGUUGGACAGACAAAAGACAAAAGGUGAGGACUGUGUUGGCUUUGCAGCAGGUUAUGUAAGUGGUGCAGGAGCAAAAGGAAGAGGGACCAUCUAUCUCCUCUCUCAUUGAUCCACAGAACCUCACACAAAAAAAAACUUUACAGUGUCAAACUUACAUCUCUGAUGCACCUCUCACAAGCUUUAGUUGGUGAUCAUAAAUGCAAUUAACAAGCAAGUGUGGGUUAAAGCAUCCUGAGCACUUUUUUUUGAGGGACAGGGGCACGUACAACUCAGUGGCGAUGUGCACAAAUCAUUGUUCAGCUCAUGCUUGCAUCCUAAUGUUUUACCUCAGUUAUGUUUUUUUUGAAUGAAUCUUUCAAGAAUAAAGUCGUAAUAUUAUGAGAAUAGGAUAUUAUAUAGAAUAUCGUCAGCUGCAACCUGCGUCAAGAUGAGAAACGCGGAGCAUUUUGUGAAGUUACAUCUGCGUGCUGCUGCUAUUUAACAAUAAUACAUUAAUACAUAGACACAAAAUAAUCUCAUAAUAUUACAACUUUAUUCUCAAAAGGCCCCAAUGCCAUGUCAUGAACAAUAAAUAUCCAAAUAUCAAUGGUUAUCCCAGCAUAAACGCAACCCAUUUAGAUUUCAGUAAAUCCCUGCAGCCGCCCAAGAACUACAAAUAUCAACACACUUUCAAACUUUUUUGUCUUUAAGCUCAUCUUUGUUGGUCCAAAUACCAAAGCAAGGCUAGCAUUUGACAUCCGUUUGCAGGCUUUAUGCUAUGCUAGGCUAACUACAUUCUGGCUGUCACACAUUAUUUGAAGUGACACAGAUACAUUUCAGAGGAGGAAAAAAUCGGGAAAAAAAGCCAAGAAAUUAUUGUUUAAUAGGAAAGUAAGAACACUGUAAACAUGUAGACACACAUGACUUGGAAAACAACUUGUUUAUGUCGUCUGUUCUGCGAUAUCAUCAGUCAACAUGAGAAAUAGAUUUUGUUUAAAGAGUGUCAAGGUCAUUAUUACGGUAAGUGACAGGACAAAGAGAAUUCAGGGUAAAGUACAUUCUGCCACUUUGACAUGGAAACCAUAGCCUGGUAAAAAUAGUGCUGCAAAUGUGAAGUUUUGCUCUGUUUCCGUCACCACUAUUGUACUUUUGUCCAUGUCUUUUCCUUUGUCGCCUGUGCCUCUGCACAGAUAUUCAGUCUGAUGUGUAUAAAUGCUCACUGUUCAUGACUCUUUUUUGUGAAAAAUAAAUGAGAAAUAAUUGCUA
Solea senegalensis (Senegalese sole) is the source of this 4471-nucleotide messenger RNA. RefSeq names its product neuronal acetylcholine receptor subunit alpha-7-like. Gene Ontology annotation, molecular function: acetylcholine-gated monoatomic cation-selective channel activity; transmembrane signaling receptor activity. The record is from RefSeq and is a predicted model, not a curated record. Gene Ontology annotation, cellular component: neuron projection; synapse; postsynaptic membrane. NCBI's taxonomy places the organism in Eukaryota, Metazoa, Chordata, Actinopteri, Pleuronectiformes, Soleidae. Gene Ontology annotation, biological process: signal transduction; nervous system process; chemical synaptic transmission. The transcript has 10 exons. The coding region runs from base 49 to 1641 and encodes 530 amino acids.